Chenopodium quinoa (quinoa) is the source of this 3018-nucleotide messenger RNA. RefSeq names its product subtilisin-like protease SBT1.8. Gene Ontology annotation, molecular function: serine-type endopeptidase activity. The transcript is spliced from 2 exons. Gene Ontology annotation, biological process: proteolysis. Bases 310 to 2652 code for a protein of 780 amino acids. The record is from RefSeq and is a predicted model, not a curated record. Lineage: Eukaryota; Viridiplantae; Streptophyta; Magnoliopsida; Caryophyllales; Amaranthaceae.
AUUAAUAUCUUUAUCCACUUUCUCCUCAUAUUUCUUAAAUACUGUGAAAAAAAUACAAACAAGAACAUUAUUAUGAGAUGCGGAGUACUUAAAAUAGUGGCAGUUAUUGUAAUUUAAUCCGAAAACUAAGCCUCAUUUCAAAAAUUCAAACACUAUAAACUCCGACAACAUUUCCUGCAAUUCCUUCCUUUCCUCCUCCUUUCUUCCCCCAUGACAACACUCGCUAAAUUCCCCACUUUCUCUCUCCUCUAAAACAACAAAUUUCAGUUACUCCCCAGAAAAAAAAAAACCUUCAAAAACUCCAUUUUAAUGGCGUCAAAACUCAAGAUCUGCUUCUUCCUCUUCCCCCUCUUUCUUCUUCAAUGCUACCCUUUAAUGGCGAAUUCAAGUUUGUUCCGGAAAACUUACAUUGUUCACAUGAAUUAUCACCAGAAACCUGAAUCCUUUAACACCCACCAUGAAUGGUACUCCUUUAACCUCAAUUCUCUCUCCUCUGAAACUCUCUCUUCUUCUGAAUCUUCGUCAUCUUCUUCUUCUUCUUCGCCUUCUCUUCUGUACUCUUACUCAGAAGCUUACUCUGGUUACGCUGCAACGCUCACGGCUUCGGAAGCCGAAGCGCUGCGGAAAAACGACGCCGUUUUCGGAGUGUACGAGGAUACUGUUUACACUCUGCAUACUACUAGAACACCGGAGUUUCUCGGGCUUGAUGUCGCCGGAGAAGGGCUUACCGCCGGCGACCACCUCGAUGCUUCCGAUGUAAUUGUCGGAGUUCUCGACACUGGGAUCUGGCCUGAAUCGAAGUCGUUCGACGACACGGGCAUGCCCCCCGUGCCGAAACGAUGGAAGGGUGUGUGCGAGUCAGGCCCCGAGUUCCCUCGUUCUGCGUGUAACAACAAACUCAUCGGCGCACGGAGCUUCUCGCACGGGUAUAAGAUGGCGUCGGGAGGGGUGAUGAACUCGGACGACGUUGUUUCUCCUCGUGAUACCGACGGGCAUGGUACACAUACUGCGAGUACUGUUGCUGGAGGACAUGUAGCGAAUGCUAGUUUGUUGGGGUAUGCUAGUGGGACUGCACGGGGGAUGGCACCCCGUGCAAGAGUAGCGGCGUAUAAAGUUUGCUUCAAAACAGGGUGUUUUGGGUCUGAUAUUCUUGGUGGAAUUGAUAAGGCGAUCUCUGAUGGUGUUGACGUGUUGUCACUAUCGUUAGGAGGUGGAUCAGCGCCGUAUUUUCGCGAUACCAUCGCAAUCGGCGCAUUUUCGGCGAUUGAGAAGGGGAUUUUCGUGUCUUGUUCCGCCGGAAAUAGCGGGCCAACACGGGCAUCGCUUGCGAACACGGCGCCGUGGAUUAUGACUGUUGGUGCGGGUACUUUAGAUCGGAAUUUCCCUGCUUUUGCUGUUUUAGGCAAUGGUAAGAAAUUUACAGGGGUUUCUUUGUAUAGUGGGAAAGGAAUGGGGAGAACUACCCGUAGUUUGUAUUAUGGUGGUAAUGGUAGAAGAAAUGGGUCGAGUAAUUUGUGUAUGCCCGGGUCAUUAGACUCGAGUUUGGUGAAAGGGAAGGUGGUGCUCUGUGAUCGUGGGGUGAAUGCGAGGGUGGAGAAGGGUGAAGUGGUGAAGGAGGCUGGUGGGGUUGGGAUGAUAUUGGCGAAUACGGCGGCGAGUGGGGAGGAAUUGGUGGCGGAUAGUCAUUUGUUGCCGGCGGUGGCGGUGGGGAUGAAGAUGGGUGAUGAGAUCAGGGAGUAUGUGAGGAGUGCAGGGAAUAAGGCCACGGCCGUGUUGAGUUUCGGAGGGACCGUGUUGAAUGUGAGGCCGUCGCCUGUGGUGGCGGCAUUUAGCUCUCGUGGGCCGAAUAUGGUUACGCCGCAGAUCAUGAAGCCGGAUGUGAUCGGACCCGGGGUUAAUAUCUUGGCUGCUUGGUCUGAGAUUGCUGGACCUACUGGGUUGGAGAAAGACACUAGGAAGACUCAGUUCAAUAUCAUGUCAGGAACAUCAAUGUCAUGUCCACACAUUAGUGGAUUAGCAGCAUUGCUUAAAGCAGCGCAUCCUGAAUGGAGUCCAAGUGCAAUAAAAUCAGCUCUCAUGACUACUGCUUACAACCACGACAACAUGCUAAAGCCACUUCGUGAUGCCACUGAUGGAUCUCUCUCAAACCCGUGGGCUCACGGAGCAGGUCAUGUGGACCCCCACAAGGCAUUGAAUCCAGGCCUAGUGUAUGAUAUCUCAAUUGAUGACUAUGUUACCUUUCUUUGCGCCUUGGACUACACCCCGUUGCAUCGCCAAAUCAUUGCCAAGAGGCCAAACAUUACUUGUUCAAGGAAAUUGGCGGAUCCUGGUGAUUUAAAUUACCCGUCAUUCUCUGUCUUAUUUGGUAAGUCAAGGACUAUCCGUUAUACUCGUGAACUUACCAAUGUGGGUGCUGCCAGAACUCUCUACCAAGUUCAUGUUGAUGCACCCCCAACGGUAGGAGUGAAGGUGAGGCCUUCAAGGCUCCUUUUCAGGAGUGUUGGUGAGAAGAAGAAAUACACAGUAAUUUUUAUUGCAAGGAAGGGUAAAACAGCUCCGACUACAAAAAGUGCUUUUGGGUCUCUUUUAUGGACCAGUAAGACGUACCAAGUCAGAAGUCCAGUGUCUUUUACAUGGUCUCCAGCAAUGUAAGUUCUAUUUAUCAUCCAGCUGGGUGGUUGCAUUUUCUGCAGCAUCACCUGAUUUCGAGAUGCUUGUUAGCAGCUGUAAAUGCAGUUUGGAGAGAGAAGCAUGAUGCUCAAAUCUCUAGAUCAUUGCAGUUGACAUCAAAUUCGCAUGCUUUACACUGGGGUGGGAGCAACAAGAGGUCAAGUGUGCUAAACUGUAAGGGAUUGUAGUUGAGAUUAGAACUAUUAGUCUAGCUUUUCAAUCAAGAGGUAGAAAAAGUAUGUUGCCCAUUCGAUUUGAUGUAAUUGGGUCGGAAAUAUGGAAGGAAACUUUUAUCCUCAAUGGUGUGUUGUUAGAUGGUUUAACUACAGAAUGAAAUUUUAGCUAUGA